Messenger RNA from Aspergillus terreus NIH2624, 1968 nucleotides. RefSeq lists its product as uncharacterized. Lineage: Eukaryota; Fungi; Ascomycota; Eurotiomycetes; Eurotiales; Aspergillaceae. The record is from RefSeq and is a predicted model, not a curated record. The transcript is spliced from 4 exons. The coding region runs from base 1 to 1968 and encodes 655 amino acids.
AUGUUGUCUUCCAGGAGGCAUAUAAUGGCCGAUGAGGAGCUCGGCAAGAAGGAUGACGACCAUAAGCGCCGAUCUGAUCGAGAACAUCUCUGGCACUCGAAAUCACAAUGGAGACUACCGCGCCGCCGGUCGCUCCUAGUCCUCGUCGCUCUAUAUCUUUUAUACCUAUUUUUUAAGAACAUGCCGACCGACCUUACACCUGUUAGAGAACGACCGGUAUUCGCGCAAUCUCAGCAGAUACCUCCAGCGCAAUGGUCACGUCCAGCGCCAUCGCCUGCGAUUCCAGACCAGAAUCCUCCGUCUCGAGGGGUACCUGCGGCAGACAACAAACAGGACUUCUAUUAUGAAGGGGAAGUGAAAUUCUAUGGUUUGGCUGCGAGCUUGAAGCUCUUCCAGAAACUAGGGAGCCAUCGCGGAACACCUAGUCACGAUGUAGUCAUUGCUGGCGCCAGCUUGGAAAGCAUAUCGGAUCUAUUGCAACUUGCAUGUCGAAUGGCCAGUCAGAAAACGAAUGAAGUCCAUUUUGUGCUGAUGGGGAGGGAUGAUAUUUCAAUUGAAGGGUUACAACGUGUGAACGGUAUCAGCAAUGAGGAUUGCCUAAUCAACUGGCAUGAUGCCCGACCAGACUAUGCGCAGUUCUCGACGGACGGCCGAAUGGAGAGGGCGGUUGCCGUCGGCCUUAAAUAUGUCUAUGCAUAUAUCCGUCCUCAAGUGAUCAUUACACAUGGCGAAUCGCUGGAACAAGCCUUCUUCCUCAGAGGCUCUCGGUCGAUGUCUCGAGAAUUCGGCAUUCCUCAUAUCACCCUUCCGAGCGUCGCAAGGAAUCUCAUGUGGAUAUCCACAUUGGACACUCAUGCUCUUCGAGUGUGGAAUGAUAUUCGUGUUGAAUUCCUCGUCAAUGCACAGCCAGAGUCUUCCGGUUCCCUCAUUAGACUGGUUCGGUCGCUGCAAGAGGCCGACUACCUUGGAUCGACGCCCGGUCUAACUAUUGAGCUUCCCGCGGAUGUUGACCCCCAGCUCCUCCACUUUCUGAAAACCUUAGAUUGGCCCCCUGCUGCAGCUGCCGAGGCGUCUUUGAAGACCGUGGAGGCGUUCUAUCCCAAGGAUCCAAACGUUACCCACGUGCUGAUGCUCUCACCUCAAACUGAAUUGGCUCCCUCGUUCUAUCAUUACUUGAUGUAUACGAUGUUGAAAUAUAAAUACUCCGCUCGCUACAAGCAGCUGGGUUCCGGGUUGUUUGGGGUAUCUUUGGAACUUCCAUCGACUCAUAUCACGGACGACGAACCUUUUACACCCCCAAUCUCGGAGAGUGACGGCCUAUCAAACAACGCCCCAGGGCGCCCGUCGCCCAGCUUCCUUUGGCAGGCUCCAAAUACUAACGCGGCAUUGUAUUUUGGCGACAAGUGGGUCGAGCUUCAUUCUUUCUUGUCCAAACGCCUUCCAAUCCUGGCUACUACACCAGACAGCUCAGUUCAAGAGAGAAUUGUUUCGAAAAAGUACCCGGCUGUCAUGGAAUACCUCUUGGAAUUGAUUCGCGCGAAAGGUUACUACCUGUUGUACCCGGCAUUUCCCGCCAGCGGAGCCUCCUCUCUGGCGACAGUCCACAACGAACUAUACCGGUUUCCGGAAGAGUACUCUGACGGCAAGGCAAAGUCGGCAGACGAACCUCCUACUCCGAUUGAUGACCCGUUCAAACCCUUGACGGCAGAUUUUGGCCAACUUGGAGCUGUUGAAAAACCACUCAGUCAAGCCUCGACCGUCAUGCCCCUUCUGGAUGAGUUCUCAUCCGAGCUUGUCGACAUAGAUCAUCUGCCAGUAUUGUCCUAUCAAGGGAAUGAACUGAGCGGACUUGCCUUUUCUCGACAAACUGAAGAGUACGCGCAACAAUUUAGAUCUCGCUAUGGGGGCUGUAACGAUGAUCGCGUGGUUAAUGUCAGGCCAGACGAUCUCUUCUGUUUAUCAGGUUGA